UGUCGUAAAACGUCCUGGGCUCUGUGCUCCGGCGUGAAAGUACAGAAUUCCAGCGUGAGUGCUUCAGCUGAUCGCAUUGGAUAUUUUCAACACCGCAACCGAGCUAAUGUUAGCUGCCCCGAUCGGAACACUGGGAGUGAGCGGGGGAAUCUAGCGGACUUCCGACGGAGGCUAUGCUAUUAUGCAGCUCAAAAAUGUACCCGAAUAAUCGGAUGACAGCGCUACGACCUAUCAAAGGAAAACUUUCGAGUUCGGCGUACACGGCGGGCUUGCAAUAAGGGGGUCGUGCGGCUAACGGGGUCCCGAAGGCCGGUGUGAACCGAUGAACUGCGGCUGGCAUGACUCGCAUCCCGCUGUCGCACACGCAGCCGAAUUGCAUCGAUUGAAAGCCAUUAAGACUGCGUCGAUUGCGAACUCUGGCUGUCUGUCUGCAAGCUCGGGUCAACCGAUGAAUAUGGUCCGAGGCGCAGCGACUCGUUCGUGAGGCGUGUAUGGGUCCUGCGUACUCGAAUUCCACACUUCCUCACAGCGAGACCUGAAUCUGUGCUGGUCUAGGGUGCAGUGCGGUGGUCCAUAUAUUUGCCUAGUUUGACUGUCACGCUCUCUUUAUGUAUGGAUGGACGUGUGCAUGCUUUGACAGAGAACUGCGUGCAUCGUUGCAGUUGGCACAGCGCAUCCCAAGGAGGGUCUGUUAUUCUAGGAACUACACACUGGAUCUAUCGAAGCGUUUAAUUCGCAGAGGCUCCGGUUGUCUCCCUAAGAACAUUGCGUAAGGCUGCAGCGUACGCUACGUCUUUUUGAAGGCAUUCUGGUGACAUUGCAGUCUCUCCCCUCCCUCUCUCUCUCGCUCUCUCUUUUGAGAGAUAUAAAACGUAAGCUCCUCUCAGUUAUUACGUCUGUCAAAAGAAAGGGAAGGUGGAGCAUUGUCCGUCUUACGUGCUGACGCAGUGGGAUUUCUACGUGUGGUCGGCGUUUCGCCCCGCCCUUCCCGCGGUGACGGUGAUGGGUCGGAAGCGGUGUGUCGGUGCAGAUUGUUCGAAGAUGGCGGCCGGGUGCUGCGGGGUGAAGAAGCAGAAGUUGUCGGGAUCCCCUGGGGCGGGGGGUCCCGGCGGGGCGGGGAGCGGGUUAGCCGGGACCGGACAUUGUGGAUCGGAUUUAGGGAUCGGGUCGUCGUCGACUGUUGUGACUGGGAACCUGAAUCGGGUGAACGGCCUGGGGGGUCCGGGGGGUAGUAGUAGUAGCAGCGGCGGCAGCAGCAACACCAAUGCUCUGUCCCCAACUCCAGGAGGCUAUAACUCAACUGGCCUCUCCCCAAACCUCAGUCCCGGGCUUGGCUCGGGAAGCGGAGCCAGGAAAAUGGUCGUUUCGGCGGAGAUGUGUUGCUUCUGCUUCGACGUGCUUUAUUGCCAUCUAUAUGGAUACCAGCCUCCUCGAACACCCAGGUUUACAAACGACCCCUACCCACUGUUUGUCACUUGGAAAAUCGGACGGGACAAGCGGUUGAGGGGUUGUAUAGGUACAUUUUCUGCCAUGAACCUGCACUCAGGACUCAGGGAGUACACCCUUACCAGUGCCCUUAAAGACAGCCGCUUUCCCCCCAUGACGAGGGACGAGCUGCCGCGCCUCUUCUGCUCAGUGUCUCUGCUCACCAACUUCGAGGAUGUUGGUGAUUAUCUAGACUGGGAGGUGGGUGUUCACGGCAUUAGGAUAGAAUUUUUUAAUGAAAAAGGAUCAAAGCGCACCGCCACCUACCUGCCAGAGGUUGCGAAGGAGCAAGGAUGGGACCACAUUCAAACCAUAGAUUCCUUACUUCGAAAGGGAGGUUACAAAGCUCCUAUCACAAAUGACUUCAGGAAGACUAUAAAGUUGACCAGGUACCGUAGUGAAAAGAUGACAAUGAGCUACGCAGAAUACAUCGCCCAUCGCCAGCAUCAUCACUACCAGAACGGCAUCGGGCACCCUCUCCCACCGUACAACCAUUAUUCCUGACAGCGAGCCGCAUGACCAGUCACUGGACCUCUCCGCGGACCUCUUCCCAGGAGAGCCCGCCCCCUCGUGGUCUAGCUAUCUGUACUACUGUACCAUUUUAUGAUGAUAGUUUCCGUUGCCAUGUCGACAGUCAGAUGGCGGCAUGGCAGCGGGGUGGCAAAUAAGCAUUAAGUGAUUUUGAAGCGAAAAAAUACAAUUCAUUUGAUUUUCUCAUUUUUAUUUGUUGUAUUAAUUUAGUUUUUUGCAGCAUAUAUAUAAACAUAUAUAACCCCUUGAUUUUUUUUUUAAAUAAGCAAAUAAACAAGUACUAAGUUGUUUUUUCAACAAAUUUUCUAAUCAGGUUUUUGAGUCUGUGGAUGGAAAUAAGUCAUAAUGAGGAUGGGCUAGUCUUGAUGAUAGGAUUUUAUUCCAAUUUUAUGUACUCGACGCUUUAGUAACUUGGUUUAUUGCUCUUUUUGCUUUUCUCAUUUCGCUUUAGUUUGACGUUGUGUUACAUAUGCGACCACAGGGUUCGAGGGAUUCUCUUUCCUCUCUGUGCGAUCUCUCUGACAAUUUUCCUUCGUGGGGGUGAUUUCCGUAUUCUCUUUUGUUUUUAUCGUGAAGUGUUACGUUGUGGCUUGUAAGGUGGGUCCAGUGCGACUAAGUUAGCCAAUAAGGAGCUAGAAAAGUCAGUCACGUGUUUGCUUCUUUUGUAUCGUGUGCACAAACUUGUCAGAAGUUCAAAACCACUAGAUGAAAUUAGCUAUCGGGUGCGCCAAAAUAUUUUCCCAUAAUGGAUAGCAGAAUUUAAUUAAACUCAAAUUAACAGUAAAUAAGAAAAAUUGUGUAGUGUUGCCAUCUUAAAAAAAACCCAACACCUAUAAAUCCAGUAGUGUUUAUUUUAACGUGUGCUUUAUUAGAUGUUUCUAGUGUUACAUGUACAGGUCUUUGUAUCAGAGUUAAACCGGACAGUUGCUAACAAACUCCACAGUCUGUUGGGCUAGCGAGGUUUGUGACCACAAAGGUGGUCUCAGUUGUCCCAUGUGAGCUAUUUCGUAUCUUCUUUUAUCACACAGAGAGGAAAACCUUCGUAAGAGAUUAAGUCAAAUGACAGGGACGAGGUAAAAAAAAAGCCAUACUCUCUUUUAAUGCAUGCAGAAUGUGCCCGUGAAUGGCUGUUUUUAAUUCAUUUUGCCCCUGGUCUGUUUACCUGGCACUGCAAUCUUCAUUCUACUCUCAGCCGGACUCUUUGGAAAGCUUCAUUUGUUGAUUUUCUUUUGAAUGAUCUGAUCCUGUGGAGGAAUCAGACCCGUGCUGUGUGUUCGACAUUAGCUCAGCACGUCACCUCAUCAUGCAUGAAAAGAACAAUGUUUACAUCUCCAUAGGAACGCCACAAGCUUUAAGGGAUAUAAAUAUAAAUUCUGUCACUUAAAACCUGUAAAUGACUCAUCUGUACAACAAAAGAAGAUAUUGUGAUAAAUAUUGGCACAGUGGUUUUGUGUCCAUUCAAUGAGGACCAAAUUGUUGACAACAGAUUUCAAAAUAUCUUCUUUUGUGUUCUGCAGCAAAGUCACACAGGUUUAAAAUGACAUGAGGUUGAAUAAUAAUUACAUCAUUUUUACUAUCCCUGUAAGUGGUUGUUAUAAUCUAGCUGAUGGCUAAUGCAAAUACACCCGCUAUGGUGACUCAUCUUUUUAAGAUCUUAUGGUGAAGCUUCUUUAAAACAUCUAGUUCAUGCCCCACCAGCUGUUUCAUUGGAAGAAAAUUUCUCAUGGCUCACAAUAUUUCCAUCAAACUGGAUUGAGAUUUCAAGGGGUUGCUUACCUUAAGUACAGCUGUUACAAGAAUGUUUUUCCAUGCUGUAGACCGAACUGUAGAUACAGUGGACUAGCUUCAAAGGAGAGAAAUAAGAAAGUCUCUUGACAUCCGAGAACUAUUUACGUCUUUGUUUUCAUAUGCAAACUGUUAAGGGCUUUCGGGGUUCCAUCCACAGUCAUUGUCUAGGUCCCUAUAAUCGAUAAAAAAAACCUGAUUUCAGUUGUGUUGCCUUAAUACUACACGGACCAGGAAAUGUCGCCCCGAGGGUUAAACCGUUAGCUUUGUUUUUCUGCGAGACCGAUUCGUUUUGGCAGUGUGACACUGUUGCGGCUUUAAACAACAACUUCAGCCAAUGUGUGUGGAGAUGUGGGACACCUGUUUCCAAACCACAGUGAUGUUUUUAUUUUUCGUUUUACUUCAAGCGAAGCCCUCCACUGCCCUGUUCUGACUGUUUUUGAUGUGUUUCUCUAAAUCCCAUCAACCACUAAGUUAUGAAAAGCGCAGUUUGUUGCGUCUAGUUUUGGUAAUCACCCUUUAACUUACCGCCACUUUACAGCCCCAUGGUUUUCAUCAUCCUACGGUUGACCAAUCAGGGCUCAUUUGGUGGUCCACUUAAAAAAACUGAACAGCACAAACUGAGUCAUUUUGUUCUGCUGCAAAACCAACUAAAAUCCUUGCAUUUGUGAGAAAAAUAAUGUAUACACAUUUUGCAAUACAUGUGUUGCAUGAAUAGCGGGUCUCCUGUUAAAACACGGCAUGCUUGUUUCACUGCUAUAUAGAUGUAUGAGAAAAGACAAUAUAAAAUGGUGCUAUCGGACCUCGUGUCGGGGGUGGUCGCAGUGAAGGCGACUGGUCAUGCGGACUCAUUGUUCAUAUCAGACUUUAUUAUUAUCCUCGAUAUAUGCAGAUCUGUUUUACAGGUGUUUCUUUUUUUCCUACCAGUGUAACAAUCUCCUGCAGGUUUGAAAGGACAUGUAGUCAGGAGUCUGACCCCCCCAAACUUCCCUCAUGGCCUGGGGGAUACGGGCAUAUGCGUAUCAUCUCAUCUCUUGUAGAUCUGUACUAUAUACCCAGAGUUUUUCUCGGCGUCCGUGUACAUUGCCAUUUUGACCGCAUCUGGUUUAACCAACCGGAAAUGUUAAUUCACGAGGCGAGGGAAGUUGUUGCCUAAGCACGACCAGUCGUUCGGUUUGUUGGACGGACGGACGGACGAACGAACGCGUGUCGCUUAUCUAGAAGUGAUGUCAGACUCGUUGGCGCGCUUCUGGUCAAGUCGGAAUCUUAUCAGAUUGUGAAGACUACAGUUUGAGUGUUUGAAUAGGAAUAUUUAAUGAUUCUCAUAGUCCACUUUAAAAACGUACUUUGCAGGUUUUUUUAGAUUCUCCAUAUAAUUGAGAACGACGUGUCGGCCCUGGAGUAAUCACAGAUUUGAACACUGUAGAACCGUAUUAUUCUCAACACCGGAAUUCACCAGCCAUGGAUAGCAAAAUUUCAAGUUGGCUAUAUUGGAAGCGUGUUUGAGUACUGUUUUUGUUGUUGUUGCUUAAGUGUUCCAUGUUUCUAUAACUCUCAAACCUCUGACGUUUUUACUCAAAAUGAUUCAAGCUUCGCAUCCUCUAUCAAACCCAUAGUCAUUUGGAAUGUGUUAGGCCCAUGUCACCUUUGUGUGUUCAACCGAACCAAAGAUGCCUCCAGCCAUGUCCAAAUGCUGCUGUACAGACCUGCCUUCCUGUCCUUCCAAAAACCUUUCCUGCAAGAGACAUGUUGUUUUUAUUUCUGUGUAUGUUUUCCUUGGUUUUGUACAAUUUCUAAUAUUGUUUAAGGUUUUUAGCAACCUACGUUCAAUGAAUUUUCAUUGUAGCUGUCUUUGAGACCUCACACGGUAUCAAUGACCGUAAUGCUAGGUUGCACAUUUUUUUAUUUUGGUUUUCAUCGUUAUUAUAUAUUUUUGUAAAGGAAGAAAACCCCAUAGCGUGCCUCUUAGAUUUAUGGGUUUCUUAAUGUGUUUUUUCCUAAGACCAGCAGUUAUACUUUGUACAAAAGAUGCGUUAAUCCUUAUUUUUAAAUGCCAUUUAAGGAGAAAAAAAAGCCUCUUUUCUUUACUCUGGACCCAGUAGCUGCACUGGCAUACAAUCGCACUGAUAGAUAAAG
Molecule: messenger RNA, 5937 nt
Organism: Triplophysa dalaica
Lineage: Eukaryota; Metazoa; Chordata; Actinopteri; Cypriniformes; Nemacheilidae
Gene: ammecr1
Product: AMMECR nuclear protein 1
Exons: 6
Coding region: 1003-1989 (328 amino acids)
Source: RefSeq, a predicted model, not a curated record